AUGGGUGAAGACAAUGACGAUGAUGAAGACAACAACAAUGAAGACGAUGAAGAUGUUCAACAUGAUGAUGAAAUUGAUACAAUGGGUGUUGGCUCAAGUGACGAGACACCUUAUACAAGUGAUGAUACCAUCGACGACUAUAGCGUUGAUGGGGAUGUAUCUGGAGACGAAGAAGAAGAAGGAGCCCAUGCACAAGGUCCUUUGGAGCAUCAACAACUUCUUAAUCUCGUCGAUGAUAAUGAAGAUUCUCUAAUGCCAUUCAAUGAAGUUCAAGAAGAUGUGGUCUUUUGGUCGAGAGAAAGAAAUGUGAUAGAAAAAGGAAUGUUUUUUCAAAGCAAGGCGGAACUUGUACACGCUGUUAGGCUUUGGAACAUAAGAGAAAAUAGAGAACUUAUUGUUAUGGAUACAAGGCCAACGUUUUGGAAAGCACAGUGCAUGACAAGGGGCAAGAAUUAUCGUGGUGUUCCGGACCGGGUCCCGUGUAGGUGGGUUGUAGUUGGAACAAGCAGAAACAAGUUAGGCAUGUUUCAGAUCACAAAGUGGGUGAAGAGUCACAAUUGCUAUGGAGAAGUGAUAUCUAACAACAACCGAUGUAUGAAAGCAAGUAUGAUUGCUUCUGAAAUUUUGCCUAACGUGCGGGAAGAAUUAACUUAUAAAGUCAGACAGAUCCAGGCGCAAGUAAAAGCAACUUUCAAUGUGGAUGUGAGCUAUGCCAAGGCGUAUGUUGCCGAAUUACAACGUUCUAACCCUGACACCGCUGUGGAAUGGCUCCAUUCGCCAACUAGUUCAAGCCACAUACAAGAAUUCAAGUUUGUAUUUUGGGCUUUUGGACCGGCGAUUAGGGCAUUCCAACGUUGUAUUCCAGUGAUCUUUGUCGAUGGCACUCAUUUGAAAGGCAACUACAAGGGUAAGUUGCUAACUGUAGUGACGAAGAACGCCAAUGGACAACUAUUGCCGGUCGCUUUUGCCUUGGUUGAUGAAGAGUCUAAUGAAAGUUGGGGAUGGUUUCUAACUCUCUUUCAACAGCAUGUCGCAUCGCAGCGGGUGGGUGAUUUGUGUAUCAUUUCAGACCGUCACCAAGGCAUACUUAAUGCAGUGAGCCAAAUUGAGGGGUGGCAUCAUCGGUAUUGUUUGAGGCACGUUUGUAGCAAUGUGAACUCACACUUCAAGAACAGGAAAAUCAAGAAUUUGGCUUGGGUUAUCGGUUCCACAUCCCAAUCAUCCAAGUAUACUUGGGUGGUGAGGGAAAUCAAGGGUGAAGAUGAUGAUGUUUGGCCGUAUCUGAGAAAUAUUGGUCUAGAUAAGUGGACUCUAAGGCACGACUCGGGGCUUCGCCGUUGGGGUAACUUAACGACAAACAUUGCCAAGUGCCAAAACAACAUCCUUGGUAAGGCUCGAAUGCUACCCAUUAGAGCUUUAAUUGAGACCACAUUUACCUGGACAAGAGACCAUUUUGUCAACCAAUACCGGAGGGCCAACAGUUGGAACCCACCACUAACUCCCAAAAUGUGGCAGGUUUAUCAGAUGCGUGAAAGAGCCUCAACAGGCCAUAGGGUGGAAGUGUUUUCUGAGCGAUCGGGAGUUUACACGGUCAUAACAAACCAAAGAAAUGCACAAGGCGAGAACACAUGCAACGUUGUCAUGGCGGCGAAUAGGAAAAAAAUGCUCUUGUGGAGCUUGGCGGCAUCAAAGGUAGAUUGGCAGAUACAGGGAGACCCGGCAAAACUGGUCACGCAUAGGGGUAGGAGACGCACCAGACGUUACCGGGACGAGAUGAAUGAGAGUUCUACCAGCAGAUCUUCAACCUCAAGACAACAAGCUGGAUGUGGCGUUUGCGGUCAAUUGGGCCAUAACAGGAAGACAUGCCCUGAACUUUGA
Erigeron canadensis is the source of this 1878-nucleotide messenger RNA. RefSeq lists its product as uncharacterized. Lineage: Eukaryota; Viridiplantae; Streptophyta; Magnoliopsida; Asterales; Asteraceae. The transcript has 4 exons. Gene Ontology annotation, molecular function: zinc ion binding; nucleic acid binding. The record is from RefSeq and is a predicted model, not a curated record. The coding region runs from base 1 to 1878 and encodes 625 amino acids.